GACACGUGAGAAAAGGACAGCGGAAAUGCGAUGAAGUAGCUGGAUAGGAAAGUACUUUACUUAAGUGCAGGUUGUUUUGGUUAUGUGAAUGUUCAAAAGAAUGGCGGAGGGAGCAACACAUGAAGAACCAGGUCCUCUGAAUAAGGUUUUUGGUUCUGGAAGGAAAGAUUGGGAGAUACAUAGGAAUGACAGUUGUGUCACUCUAUCAGAUGACUCUGAUGAAGAGAUCUCUGUUCUAACCAAUCCAGUGCAAAUCUACGAGGAAGAGGAAGACGAGAAUGACGUGGUUAUAAUAGAGGAGGAUAGAAGUCAUCUGAAGCUGUCCCGUCCAGAUAUUAUCCGACCAGCAGCUCUUUGGCAUGGCACUGACUGGCAGCAAGGCAGUAGGAACUCUGGGACUAGUGAAAGCAAUCGUCCAACGUGCAGAAGAAAUCUGCGUAACCAAGUUGAUUUGAGCAAGGAUUCUGGGAAUGUAAAGGAUUUAAGUGUUCAAGUAGAAAAACGUAGGGAUAUCCAUGUGGAUCAGAAGAAAUCAAGUAAAUCAGCAACUAAUGAUUUUCCAUCUUCAUCAAACGUAGAGAUAGUACCUCCUGUUGAGAAAGAACCUGUUUUUCAUAAAUCCAAUGUCGGCAUCAUAGAACUGGAGUCAGAUGUUUCAGAUGAUGAUGAUGAUGAUGAUGAUAAUGUGAUCUUACAAAGGAAAAAUCUUUAUCAUCCAUCUGGUAGUCAUUCACCCAGACAAAAAUAUCCUGUAGCACUAAAAAGAGAGGCUCACAGGGAUGGUUUAGGGCCUGCUGUUCCUGAGCCUUUCGAGGAUGGUAGCCCCGGCCCCUCCUCACCUGCAGUAGCUCAUCUGCCAGAAUUUGUAAGUGGAGACCAAGCAAGUCUUACAGUUAAUAAACGAACAAGGGGCAUAACAGUAUUAACUGACUCACAUAUUGAAGACCUUUCUGAACAAGGUGCUUCCGGCCUGGAUGUUGAACUAAUUUCGCGACUUGUUAUGGAGACGGAAGCAAGGUUCCCUGAUGUGAAAAAAGAUUAUGUUAAAGAACUUAUUCUCUCCAAGCAAUAUUGUGAUUUAAAUGUUAUAUGUAAUGCACUUCUGGAAAAUCCAGACUACCCAAAGAAAGAUGGAAGAAUCGUGUUAAAUAGAAAUAGCUGCUUGCUAACCAGCCCAGACGACAAGCAGGUGGAAAAGGUAGACUUUUUUAAUAUUUCACAUCUUGAGCCUCUGGAUCAACGGUGCCUUAUCCAGGCUGCAGACCUGCUGAUGGCUGACUUCAAGAUGCUCAGUAGUCAGGAUAUCAAGUGGGCAUUGCAUGAACUCAAGGGACACUAUGCAAUUACAAGAAAGGCCUUUUCAGAUGGAAUUAAAAAAUGGCAGGAGAUGUCUCCUGAUGCAAGUGGGAAACGGAAAAAAAGGAAAGAGAUGAACCAGUUCUCCUAUAUAGAUUUUAAAUUUGACCAAGGAAAUGUGACAAUUGAGAAACGAAUGUUUUUUCUGGAGAACAAGCGGAGGCAUUGGAGGUCCUAUGACAGGAGGUCUCUGCUCCCUGCUGUACGAGAGGAGCUGGACUUCUAUGAACAGAAGAUGAAGGAAAUGGCAGAGCAUGAAGAUUUUCUUCUUGCCCUACAAGUGAAUGAGGCGCAGUAUGAGCAGGAUGGUCAGAUGAUAGAAUGUCGGUGUUGUUAUGGAUCAUUUGCCUUUGAAGAGCUGACACAGUGUGCUGAUGGGCACCUUUUCUGCAAGGAGUGCCUCAUUAAAUAUGCGCAAGAGGCUGCUUUUGGCUUUGGACGGCCCAAUUUGAGCUGCUUGGAAGGGACAUGCACUUGUGACUUUCCAACCAGUGAGUUAGAGAAAGUACUUCCAGAAAAUAUUCUCCAGAAGUACUACGAGCGGAAGGCUGAAGAGGACAUCUCUGCAGCAUGUGCAGAUCAGCUUGUCAGGUGUCCAUCUUGCAAUUUCCCAGCUCUGUUAGAUAUGGAUGUUGACAGAUUUAGUUGCCCAAAUCCUCACUGCAGAAAGGAAACAUGCAAGAAGUGCCAAAAGUCGUGGAAGGAGCAUGCAAAUCUCACCUGCGAAGAACUUGCAGAAAGUGAUGAUGUUAAGUACCGAACAUUCAUCGAGGAGAAAAUGACUGCAGCCUGCAUAAGAAAAUGCCAUGUCUGUUUCACUGGCCUUAUUAAGUCAGAAGGCUGCAAUAGAAUAGCUUGCCGUUGUGGAGCCCAGAUUUGCUACCUCUGUCGAGCCCCCAUCAAUGGCUAUGAUCACUUCUGCCAGCAUCCUCAUUCUCCUGGGGCACCCUGCCGUGAGUGCACUAGAUGCUCUCUAUGGACAGACCCAUCGCAAGAUGAUGAAAAGUUAAUUCAGGACAUUCAAAGUGAAGCAGAAAAUGACCAGAGACAGAAAAAAGGAGAUAAAGGCUUCAAAAGAAUAGGCCCUCCUAUGGAAUUGAAUGCACCCAAGAUUGCCAAAAUUACUGAAAUACCAGAGGCAAGACCUCAGAACUUUAACCAGCCUCAAAUGCGGCCAUUCCCUAUUUUGCACCAAGCUUUUCCAUUGGCCCCUGUACAGCCCAUGUACAAUAACCUCCCUCUGAAUGUGGGUGCCAGACCUGCUCCCUAUGUGCCUCCACUUCCCAACAUACGCUUGAACUACAAUUUCCCACCUCUUAACAUAGACUUAGAGCCCAACAUUCCCAUGCACUUUGGACCUCAACCCAGGCGUGAGUAAUAACACACCAAGGUGAAUGGGUGUAAGGCAGAGAAAGUGAUAAAGGCACAACAAAACCAGAAUGUCAUCUUUUCAGACAUUGUAU
Messenger RNA from Spea bombifrons (plains spadefoot toad), 2819 nucleotides. It is a transcript of the gene RNF216, whose product is annotated as ring finger protein 216. Lineage: Eukaryota; Metazoa; Chordata; Amphibia; Anura; Pelobatidae. The record is from RefSeq and is a predicted model, not a curated record. The transcript has 17 exons. Gene Ontology annotation, molecular function: zinc ion binding. Bases 89 to 2734 code for a protein of 881 amino acids.